Molecule: messenger RNA, 1730 nt
Organism: Labrus bergylta (ballan wrasse)
Lineage: Eukaryota; Metazoa; Chordata; Actinopteri; Labriformes; Labridae
Gene: gkap1
Product: G kinase anchoring protein 1
Biological process (GO): signal transduction
Cellular component (GO): Golgi apparatus
Source: RefSeq, a predicted model, not a curated record
ACGAGCUGCCGUACUCAGUCUGUUAGCAAACCCACGGUUACCAACAGCACCUUUACGAACAGGUGAAACUACUCUCCAGCAACUUUUUCUUGUGAAUACUCUCCACUUUAAAUUGAAGCAGCGACCGUGUUGAAGACAAAAGACCCCCUUUUACUUUAGAAAUGGCGUCUUCUGCGAUGAUCACUGUCCCCACCACCGCCUCCCGCUUCGCCCUGCUCCAGAUAGACUCGGAGUCGGACUCGGACGGCUCUGACGCGGGCAAGACCGGCACCAAAGGGGGACGGGACUCCUCCGGGAAGACCCGAGCAGGGAAGGCAGCGGGGGGUAAAGGUGGUCAGUUAAACGACAAGAAGAAAGACAAGAAGAAGAAGAAGAAGGAGCAGCAGCAGAGUGAGGCCAAUGAGUUGCGUAAUUUGGCCUUCAAGAAGAUUCCUCAGAAGUCGUGUGCCCCGCCUCCCUGUUUGUCUGCUGCCGGUGAACUGCUCGGUCCUGCAGGAGGGGACCACGCUCCGCCUGCAGAGGGGUGGCAGCAGUGGAAGCAGAGGGAUGAGCAGAUAACCUCUGAGCUGUACGAGGCAGACCUGGAGAAGGCCUUGAUUCUAAGCAAACUGGAAUUCGAACAACAGAAACAGCACCCCACAAACGCAUCCUCACCGAAGUCCAGAGGAGGAAAAGAAGGCGGAGGGAAGAAGGACAAAAAAAAGAACCAGCAGGCGAAAGACAAAAAGACGGUUUCCCUGCAGGACUUCCAGGCGGAGGGCAGCGCAGAACAUUUAGGUAGGAAACAAGAGAAAGACGACGCCAGAGCGGCUAACUUAGUGCUGGGCGGGCAGGAGGAGCGUUUUUUCAACAAGCUGGAGGAUGACGUCAGUCGGAUCGUCCUGCAGGAGAAGAGACGCGAGCAGUACACCAACAGCCAGGGACAGGAAGUCAACACGUCCACAGAACACGAGCCGGAUCCCCGAGCGGAGCAGCUGAAGUACGACCUGGAGAAAAAAGACCAGGAAAUCGAUAAGCUAAAGAAGACCAUCUCACAGUGGGAGCUAAAAUACAAAGAGGUGAAGGCGAGAAAUUCUCAACUGCUGAAGAUGCUCCAACAGGGAGAAAUGAAAGACAAAGCAGAAAUCCUCCUACAGGUAGAAGAGCUGCUACAUAUAAAAGAAGAACUAUCAUCACAGGUAUCAUUACUACACGGGGCCCUUGAGCAAGAAAGGUCUAAAGUCAAAGGUCUGCAGUCAGAACAACCGAAACAUCAGGGUAACAAGAAAGGGAAGAAAGGCUCCGAAGCGGAUCUAUGAAUGUUUCAGAAGUUAAGGCAAAAAAGAAUGAACGAACAAAUGAAGAAAAACAAUAAUGAUCACAAGCAGGGUCCUCUUUCUUUUAUGUUUUUUUUUUAGCUUGGACUUGAUGUCAGCAUAAAAUGCAUGCCCCUGUAAUUACUCAUAUACACAACUUACACUCCAAGCAGGAAAACAAAAGGUGUAAAACAAACUCAAGUGAUUAAGAAGACCAGACGUUCUGAAGAGAAGUUUCUAAACUGUGUUAAAAGUCUUUACUUACAAUGCUGCCCCCUGCAGGCACAGGUGUGUCACUGCAUCUGUGGUGCAGCAGGAGGGCUGUGUGCCUGAUCUUUGGCUUCACCUCCAAACUGACAGAAGUGAAAUGUAUGUUUUUGUUCUGUUUUUUUUUCUUUCAAACUGUCAAGUAAAUAAAAUACUUUUUCAGUGAAA